Messenger RNA from Fusarium mangiferae, 726 nucleotides. RefSeq lists its product as uncharacterized. The coding region runs from base 1 to 726 and encodes 241 amino acids. The transcript has 2 exons. NCBI's taxonomy places the organism in Eukaryota, Fungi, Ascomycota, Sordariomycetes, Hypocreales, Nectriaceae. The record is from RefSeq and is a predicted model, not a curated record.
AUGUCACCUAACAACGGAAAGUACGUCGUCUUCGACAUCGUCGGGACCUGCGUUUCAUACGACAAGCUUACUGAAGCAGUCGAAAAACAACUCGGUGAAAAGCUGCUGGCCGAGAAUGUAAAGCCCAGUCUUCUCGUGAACACCUGGAUCGAGGCGAGUGAGCGCGAGUUUACUUACCUGUCGAUAACUGGUCGAUAUGUCGCAUUUGAUAAGUUGUUCUCGUCCCUCUUUUAUCGCAUGCUCUGGCUCGCCGGCAUCGAAGAACCACGGUCCUUCGCAAGUGAGGCUGAUAUCGAGAAGAUUAUGCAUGGGUACAUGGAGCUUGAGCCUAGGCCUGACCUCACGGAGUGUUUCGAUAAACUUCGCGCUGCGGGAUUCACGGUGCGUGGCCUGACAGCUGGGGACUUCGACAGAGUGCUUGGAUACUUUGACAAGGCGGGUAUCGAAUUCCCAAAGGAACAUCUGAUCUCUUGUGAUUCAUUUGGCGUCGGUAAGCCGGACCUCAAGGCAUAUGCCUCGACCUUUGAGGAGUUGAAGGGGGCAAAGGAGCUUUGGUUUGCUGCAGCCCAUAUGUGGGACGUAAGCUCAGCUAAGCAAGUCGGAUUCAAGAGUGCCUAUUGUUCUGUGCUGGAAAAAGAGCCUUGUGUGGACAUCUUUGGUGAGAUGGAUGUCAUGUCGGAUACUUUGAGUGAGAUGGCGGAUAAGAUCAUCAAAGCUUCUUCUUGA